Molecule: messenger RNA, 1125 nt
Organism: Apiotrichum porosum
Lineage: Eukaryota; Fungi; Basidiomycota; Tremellomycetes; Trichosporonales; Trichosporonaceae
Exons: 1
Coding region: 1-1125 (374 amino acids)
Source: RefSeq, a predicted model, not a curated record
AUGCUCGACCAUUCAUCCUACCCCCACAUCAUCGACCUCGUAUUCACUUAUGCCCCACACGCCGCUCUCCUCGCCCUGCGUGGCGCCAGCACUGAGUUCUGUGCGCGCGCCGACGCCGUCCUCGCGGAGCACGUUGCUGUCCGGACAAACCCUUCCAACCCAGGCGGGCUGCUCACUAUCACAUCCGUGGUCACCGGCGGGAGGAUCCCGCGCUUGAUGCACUACCAUAAUGGCGACUGUGACACGCUGUCCAUGUUCCAGCUGUCGCCGCCCUUGGCCCUGCGCGUGCCCUCGCUCGACCCAACGCCGUCACAAGUCACCAUCGUCAACAGGCUGUCGACGGCUUUGGAAGGUACGGCCGUCGUCGACCAUGUCGGCGUAGACCUCUUCCCAGCACCGCCAUUAUCCGGCCUUGGGCUGCGCGAUACUCUCGACGCGGUGCGGUACGCGACCUCGCGCAACGUCAAGGCCUUGCGGUACCCAAGUAGCACGACGGUGUUCUUCGACGAUGAGCUGUACGACACCCGCCGGUCUGGCGCGUUCAACGUCAGCGACAGUGUCACCAUGGGCAAGGUCGUGUUCAACAUUCCCUUUGACGACAACGGGGACAUUGUGUUCCAGAAGAGCUUCAUGGUGCCUGACAUCAACACCGUCUCGGAGCUCGUGGUCAUCUUCACCCACGACAAGCGGUACACCUACUCGCCGACGGGCGACUCGCCCUCGCGCACCACCAUCCCCGGGUACCGCUCCCUCUUCCCCGCGACGGAGAUCUUCACCCACCUGGCCAUGAAGGUGCUGCAGUCGUCCGCUGCCAUGCCCACGACCGUCGUCGGCGCCGACCUACUGCGCGGGCACACGCACGCCUACUCUGGCGGCGGGAACCACUCGCACGCGCCCGUCGUCCACCCAGACGACCCCGAGGCCGCGAUCCGGUACCAUGCGGUGGAGACGAGCAAGGCCGGGCGCGAAUUUCCGACGCGCAACCACCCCUUGGCGGAGGUGGCUGGGUGGGAGGAUGCGCGCAUCGAGGAGGCAGCGCAGAGUGUGCGGUUUGUCACCAGGGAGGCGUAUAGGAAGAUUGUGGGUGGCAAGCAGUUUGAGUUGGAGACCGUGGGGCCGGUGUAG